Messenger RNA from Trichomonas vaginalis G3, 228 nucleotides. RefSeq lists its product as uncharacterized. The record is from RefSeq and is a predicted model, not a curated record. The transcript has a single exon. Lineage: Eukaryota; Parabasalia; Trichomonadida; Trichomonadidae. Bases 1 to 228 code for a protein of 75 amino acids.
AUGGAAUAUUUGCGUUUACAUUUCGAACGCGAACAUUCUGCUGAAUUAAAAGAACUCGAAAACAAAGCAAAAGAACUAGCAGAAGGAGAUCUUUCAUACCGUAAAAGGCGCUUUAGAUCACAAAAUAGAUAUUAUUACGGAGAUGAAAACGAAUUCAAUGAUCAUGACUUAGAAAUGGCAGAAGAGGUAGCUUUUAGAGAAGGUGAAGGUGAUCAAAAUCCAAAAUAA